GAUGUCAGCUCCAAGGGCGUGGCAGGGCAGGGGCCCCCUGCGCCCCGCGGACGACGCGCAGGCCCCAGAUGACCACUUUCUGAGCGGCCCCGCCAUCUCCUGAGGCAGUUUUGGGGAGCCGAAGCCGGGGCGCGGGCGGGAGGGCUCCCUGCAGCCGCCCGCCGCGGUCCUCGGGGAGCCGAGUCCUGCCUGGAGCACGAGCGCCGGGGAGCGUGAGGACGCUGGAGGAAAGUUGGGGGUCGGGGCCGCGGAGCCGGGAGCGCGGAAGCAGAGCCGGUGUCCGCGUCUCAUGAAUAUGCAGGAGCCACCUCCCUCCCUCCGUGACGUCACGGGCCGUCCCGGGGUGAGCGCCGGAGCCGCUCCGGGUCCGCGCCAGUGAGCGCGGCUGCUGGCGGCGAGAGCGCGGCGCGGCGGCGGGCAGCAGGCCGAGAGCGGCGGCGCCCGAAGCGCACCCAGCAGGCAAAGCGAGGCGGCCGGCGGCCGGGCGGGCACCCGCAGGCGAGAGCCCGCGCGGGCAGCAGGCGGCAGCUGCGGCUCGUUGACGGCGGCGGCGGCGAGGAUGCUGACCAGGAGGCUGUGCUGGGUGCCGCUCCUGCUGGCGUUGGGCGUGGGGAGCGGAAGCGGCGGCGGGGGCAGCCGGCGGCGCCGCCUUCUCGCGGCUAAAGUCAACAAGCACAAACCAUGGAUUGAGACUUCAUAUCACGGAGUCAUAACUGAGAACAAUGACACGGUCAUCUUGGACCCACCACUUGUAGCUCUGGAUAAAGACGCACCAGUUCCUUUUGCAGGGGAAAUUUGUGCCUUCAAGAUCCAUGGCCAAGAGCUGCCCUUCGAGGCCGUGGUGCUCAACAAGACAUCAGGAGAGGGCCGGCUGCGUGCCAAGAGCCCCAUCGACUGCGAGCUGCAGAAGGAGUACACGUUCAUCAUCCAGGCCUAUGACUGUGGCGCGGGGCCCCGGGAGACGGCCUGGAAGAAGUCGCACAAGGCCGUGGUCCACAUCCAGGUGAAGGAUGUCAAUGAGUUUGCUCCCACCUUCAAAGAGCCAGCCUACAGGGCAGUCGUGACAGAGGGGAAGAUCUACGACAGCAUCCUGCAGGUGGAGGCCGUCGACGAGGACUGCUCCCCCCAGUACAGCCAGAUUUGCAACUAUGAAAUCGUCACAACUGACGUGCCUUUUGCCAUUGACAGAAAUGGCAACAUUAGAAAUACCGAGAAGCUGAGCUAUGACAAGCAACGCCAGUAUGAGAUCCUGGUGACCGCCUACGACUGUGGACAGAAGCCCGCCGCUCAGGACACGCUGGUGCAGGUGGAUGUGAAGCCGGUUUGCAAGCCCGGCUGGCAAGACUGGACCAAGAGGAUUGAGUAUCAGCCUGGCUCAGGGAGCAUGCCGCUUUUCCCCAGCAUCCACCUGGAGACGUGCGACGGGGCCGUGUCCUCCAUCCAGAUCACCACGGAGCUGCAGACCAAUUACAUCGGGAAGGGCUGCGACCGGGAGACCUACUCUGAGAGAUCCCUUCAGAAAUUAUGUGGAGCCUCCUCUGGCAUCAUCGACCUCUUGCCGUCCCCCAGCGCUGCCACCAACUGGACAGCAGGACUCCUGGUGGACAGCAGCGACAUGAUCUUCAAGUUUGAUGGCAGGCAAGGGGCCAAGAUCCCUGACGGGAUCGUGCCCAAGAACCUGACAGACCAGUUCACCAUCACCAUGUGGAUGAAACACGGCCCCAGCCCUGGUGUGAGAGCCGAGAAGGAAACCAUCCUCUGCAACUCAGAUAAGACUGAAAUGAACCGGCAUCACUACGCCCUGUAUGUGCACAACUGCCGCCUUGUCUUCCUCUUGCGCAAGGACUUCGACCAGGCCGACACCUUCCGCCCCGCGGAGUUCCACUGGAAGCUGGACCAGGGGCUGGGUGACAUUACCACGCUUUCAGGAGGAGAAGUCGCCAAACCGCGGUUUGCUCAAUUCUUCCACGGCAGCCUGGCCAGUCUCACUAUCCGCCCCGGCAAAAUGGAGAGUCAGAAGGUGAUCGCCUGCCUGCAGGCCUGCAAGGAAGGACUGGACAUUAGCUCCCUGGAAAGCCUCGGCCAAGGAAUAAAGUACCACUUCAACCCCUCGCAGUCCGUGCUGGUGAUGGAAGGUGACGACAUCGGGAACGUCAAUCGCGCCCUCCAGAAGGUGUCCUACAUCAACUCCAGGCAGUUCCCGACCGCGGGCGUGCGGCGCCUGAGAGUCUCUUCCAAAGUCCAGUGCUUCGGAGAAGAUGUGUGCAUCAGCGUGCCCGACGUGGAUGCCUAUGUGAUGGUGCUGCAGGCCAUCGAGCCCCGGAUCAGCCUCCGGGGCACGGACCGCCUCUGGAGACCCGCAGCCCAGUUUGAAAGUGCCCGAGGGGUAACCCUCUUCCCCGACCUCAAGAUCGUGAGCACCUUCGCCAGAGCCGAGGCCCCGGGUGACCUGAGGACCACAGCCCCCAAAUCAGCAGUCUUAGAAGAAAUGCUUCAUAACUUAGAUUUCUGUGAUAUUUUGGUGCUCGGAGGGGACCUGGACCCAAGACAGGAGUGCUUGGAGCUCAACCACAGUGAGCUCCAUCAGCGACACCUGGAUGCCACCAAUUCCACAGCAGGCUACUCUAUCUAUGGUGUGGGCUCCAUGAGCCGCUACGAGCAGGUGCUGCAUCACAUGCGCUACCGCAACUGGCAUCCAGGUUCCCUCGAGGCCCGGCGGUUCAGAAUCAAGUGCUCAGAACUCAACGGACGUUAUACCAGCAAUGAGUUCAACCUGGAAGUCAGCGUCCUCCAUGAGGCCAGAGUCUCAGACAAGGAGCAUGUCAACCACCUCAUUGUGCAGCCUCCCUUCCUGCAAUCUGUCCACCACCCUGAGUCCCACAGUAGCAUCCAGCGCAGUUCAGUAGUCCCAAGCAUCGCCACAGUGGUCAUCAUCAUCUCCGUGUGCAUGCUGGUGUUUGUCGUGGCCAUGGGCGUGUACCGGGUCCGGAUCGCCCACCAGCACUUCACCCAGGAGACGGAGGCUGCCAAGGAGGCUGAGAUGGAUUGGGACGACUCUGCGCUCACUAUCACCGUCAACCCCAUGGAGAAACAUGAAGAACCAGGGCGUGGGGACGAGGACACGGAGGAGGAGGAGGAGGCAGUAGAGGAAGACGUGAGCUCCAGCAGCAGUGAGUCGGAGGACAGCGAAGAGGAGGAGGAGGAGGAAGGGAUGAGCAAGGGCAGGCACGGGCACAACGGAGCCAGGCACACCCAGCUGGAGUGGGACGACUCGGCCCUGCCCUACUAGCACCCUGCUGCCUGCGCCCACCCACAUGUCCCUUUUGUAAGCCCCACCCGAUGUAUGCCCAAGUCUAUCACAAGUCGCCUCUGAUUCCUGACAGGUCUGGGCAGGCCUUCCCCAGCGUCCUGGAAGCCACCCUUUAUGCCUUGGGCAUUCCCUGUGUCUCAGCCCUGGGGAGGGUCCAAGACUCCCAGGGUCAUCUUUAGUGGGGACUUCCGGGGGGACUUUCUCCUGUAGCCUCCCAUGUCUGCCCUAGGCUCACCCAGCAUCCUGUCAGCCAGUCGGCAGAGUUCUGCCUACGCUCUUCUCUGCAGGGGAGAAAGUCCGCCGUUAUGUCACUCACCUCCCCUGGACUCCCUGUGCCCAGGGCCCUUGGGCUCCAGCUUGUUGUGCGUGCACCUGCCUUGUCUCCACUUCCACACACAGCAGCAGGUUCUCCUUACCUGACGCCUCAGGUGGCUUCACGCGGGCAAGAUGGUCACACUUCGCACACAAGAGGUCUCCGUUCCUAAAGGAAAGGCCUUGGUGAGGCAGAAUUAAUGUAUAGGGAAAGGUUCACACACAUGCGCGCACAUGCACCCAUACGCUCUCCCCAGUUUGGAAAGCCUUUCCCUUUGUCUUUUCCGACGCCACAUAAGCUUAGGUGAAAAGUCCAAAACCAAGGAGAGGUCCUUGGCCACAGCAGGGCCUGGUCCCCAGUCAGAGUUCUCUGUCAGCCUGCCUUGGCUGCCCUGCUAGGGGCUGCCACCACAUGAUAUCACAGGAGCCAGGAAGCAUUCCACAGAGGCACUGCCCCAGGCGACAGCAUGACAAGCCUGCAGCCAGGGACCAGAAGGAAGGGCUGAUAGGACGAGCAGCUGGGCAUCACGGCGGGCACAGAUCUGGGGGGGGGGUCUUCCCAGCCAGAGGCCAGCCGGAGAUUGGCAAGCCUCUCAGCAUUUAGUCUUAGGGUCCCUCGUCACCUGUUUCACACUGUUUUGCGUCUUGAGAAAAUGCAUCCCUCUCAGAUAUAUUAGGACUAUCAUGAACUGCGCCAAACCUAAUAUGAAAGUUUGGAGCUUUGAAUGCUAGGAGUUAGGAGCCUAUCUGUGAUUGAGAGUAACAGCUGCUCCUUUAUUCUUCUCAUAAAAGGAGUAAUGCUUCGGGUGGAGGGCAAAUAUAUCUGAAAACCUAAUUUCUUUCUUCUUGUUUUAAUAAGAAAAUCUUUUCCACCUCCAUCCUAACAUGGACGUGAGGAGAACUGUUGCUAUAGUAACUUGUCUGUGCUCUUUUGUGACCAAGAGAAUAGCAGGCAAAAACAGGGCCAUUCUAGGACUUGCGCAAGGCUCUGAGACUGUCUUUGUUUUAAAGGUCUCUGGCUUUAAAGGUCUCAGUCUGUACAAUCUGUCCCUAUCCUCCCACCCAUCCCCCACCCUGGCCCAUUCCAUACUGGCAUAGUCACAGAGCUGGCCCCUAGUCACAGUGGCAUUCAGAUUCAAAAGAAAGUUGAGAAUCUGUUCAUUCUACUCACCAUGUCACCAAAACAGAGCUUAAGGGGGUCCAUCAUCCAUGUCCUCUAGUUUGACCUCCACCCAGCUUGGAUCCAUGACUGGCCCCUGCAACCUUCUGAUUCAAGCAGACUACCUGAUGCAGCUUUUUCCACCACCGAAAGUGGUUUUUGCGUAUCUGUUCCCUCCUUGAGCCUCACCAUAAUUCCGUCAGGGAGCUGGGACAUCUACUGUCAGGCAUAUUUCGAGUAAACCGAGCUUCAGAGUUUCAGCACCUUGCUCAGAGUCAGAGCUAGAGACAAGACCAGACUUCCCACCUUCCCCUUUUGGUCCAGUGCCCACCACCCCACUUCUACUUAUAUUCAUAUUUAUACAGCUCACUGGCAUUGCUGAGGACCUACUAUGUGCUAGGCACUCAACCAACAGCCCUACGAAAUGCCAAAGCUGGGUCAGAGGAGCGCCUCCCCUCCCAGGAUAUAAUAGUUGCAGAGGGGGAACCAACAGGCAUAGAAAUUAUACAAAACAGACAUAGAGCAGGGAGAGAAGUCGCAGGAGGAAGAGGCACACAAUCACAAACUCAGUCAGUACUCUUAUUUUUCACGUCUUAGGGAAAAAUGCAGGCAGGAGUUUGGGAUUUUAUAUUCAUUGAAUGGAAAUAGACACUUUGGUGAAUUCUCCCAACCGAAACGCCCUUUUCUAUUAGUCUGUGUCUGCACGUCUACAAGGAGAAAAUCUCUAACACUGCUUAGGUCCCCACCAUUCCCUCUGUUAAAUAAAAAGAUUCUCUGGUUAGGCAUUUAGGAGCUAACAGAAUUCUCCCAAAAUUAUGGCAGUAAAAACCAAAUUUAUGGUUUAAAACCAAUUUUUUGUUGUUAUUCCUAAGAAUUUUUUUAAUGUUUCAAGUUUUUAAAUUCUAGUAACUUAACGUAUAGUAUAAUAUUAGUUUCAGGAGAAUUCAGUGAUUCAUCACGUACGACACCCAGUACUCAUCACAACCAAUUCUUUUUCAACUGAAUUUCCGUGUAAAAUAUUGCAAGUCUGGUUUUCAUGAGAGCACCCUGCAGAGUCCUUUUGGUUUGGCUGCGGUGGGAAGGGGUUCCUCGUGCUCUCCGAUUGUCUCCAGUGGCUGCAUCGCUUACUCAUGGUGGAGUGGGCUGUCCGGAGCAUAAUCUGGGGAGGGUAUUGGGAGAUCAGAUAGAAGUGGCACUUGGCUAAGGAUGCAGAGUUCAAUCAUUUGUGACUAGACUGAUGUUGAAAAACAGUGGGAACAACAAGUCAGGACCCUCUCCAUCAGCUCACGUUGCUCAAAGUCAGACUGCGUGUCAGCUCCAAAGACGAGGCGAUUGAAAUAAUGCUGCUGGGUGGAUGGGCGUUUAUCAUGUUCCCAACACCCUACUCAACAAGAAGGAGUGGUUAUGUGAAAGCAGCAGAAGCUUCAGGGACUAUUCGGGUGAGUGGAGAGCAAUGUAACUUGCCGUCCACCAGGUAUUCUAAUGAGGAGUGAAAAAUGUCAUCAACCAGCCCAGCGUUUUCCAGGCUCCAUAUGCUGAUAUCCGGGAACCAGAACUCCCAGACGGCCCAGACGCCGGGCAGCCUCUCAUCCAGACGUCAGAAGCAGCAGGUGCAGGCUCAUACCCCAGAAGAACAGCUGACCAGUUUGGCCACAGGCCAGAUCAUUGCUGAUCUUGCCAAGAGGAUGACCAGAUUCUGCUCUCUGGAGCUGGAAAACAGAUCGGCUGAAACCUCUCAAGUGAUUCGGAUGACAGGGAGGAAGAGGAAGACGAGGUUGAAAUGGAAAAGGCCAGUACAGAAUGAGAGGCCCGAUGGAGUAAAGCAAUCAACUAGUUGGUCACCUGUCUUAAAGAAUACCAAAAGUAUAUUCUAGUAAGUUAAUCAAAUGCCUUAAAUCUGACCAAGGCCCAGAUUUAUGUAGGUAACAAAAAUGUGACUUGAGUGGGAUCUUAUUUCAUUACCACUUUCUUGCAUGUUCUCAAUCAUCCUAUCAAGCAGGGUUUAGACCACGCAUCUCUGCAGGUAGCAAGAGCUGUACCUUGUCGACACAGACCCUCCAGGGAGAGAGCUCCUGGCGGGAGGCAAUGUUCUCCAUGCCUGUACAUACAGCAGAUGUCAGCAAACUUUAUCUAUAAAGAGCCAGAGAGUAAAUAUUUGGGGCUUUGAAGGGCAUAUGGUUUCUGUUGCAAGUAUUCAGCUCUGCCACUGUAGCAUGAAACAAGCCACAGACAAUACAUAAAUGAAUGGAUAUGGCUAUGUUCCAAAAAAAUUAUUUAUGAAUACUAAAAAAGCAAUUUGAAUUCAUAUUUUCACAUAUCGUGAAAUUUUAUCACUCUUUUUUGAUUUUUUACUUUUUGACCAUUUAAAAAUUGAAAAACUCUUCUGAGCCCAUGGGCCAUACAAAACCCACCAGCCUGCCAGAUUUGGCCUGGGGGUCAUAGUCUGCACACCUUUACCAUAUGUUCAAGGAAAGUAGCCUUCCCAUUUACCAAGGGAAAGUAGAUUGCUAUCUUUGACCCUUCCUUCAACUACCCAGGGGCCUUUGCCACCAAAAUGAACAACAACUCUGUAGCCCUUAAUUAAGUGCUUUUAAAUGUCCACGUCCCAGUGAGAAAAUGACAACAAAAAACACCUGUUACUGGUCAAAUUGACUUGAACGCAGGCAUUCAUCAAGAACUCCAAGCCCUGGCUACGAGAACUGACUACUGAGCACUAACCCCCUUGAGCUCAGGGCCAUCUCCCAGGCACAGCGCCUUCCCAGCACAACUCAGCCCAUAAUGAUUUCUAAGCAGAAGUGUUCAUUAUCUCAGACGGAUUUCCAUUUCAGCCCUACUCAUGCCAUUGCUCUAAAAAUGAUCCUAAAGACUUUUGACUGUUUGAAUCAAUAGCAACAUAAUCAGUAGAGAGCCCUACCCAGCACAUUUCAAAAUUAGCAGUCUUCGUGGCUCUAUGAUUCAAUAUUAGCAAGCGGAAGAAAAGAGGACUUUUCCUUAACCAUCCGCUCAUUGAAAUUAACCAAAUCAGUUUUACAAAAAAAGUGAGGGAGUGAGUUUAAUCCUUUGAAAGAAUUUACAAGUGAAAAGUAGAUGAUUUUCAGGUAAGAUCAUUCUCAGGCCUUUGUGGGAUCCCCAAAGCCCCUGCAAAAUACUCUGGAGGGCCAUGGACGGCACAGGAUCCUCUGUCUGCAUCAGACUUUUAUCGAGGCUGACAAGCCGAAGCCCUUGGCACAAUUUAACUUUUAUGUAAUCACUUUCUGCUGCCCAGCUGUAGACAAAGGAAAUGAACAGUGAAAGUUUUGAAGUCUACUCCAGCACCUUCAUUUCUCUGCCUUUAUUUAUUCUAUUUUAUAAAUUUAUUCUGUACCUACUUCAUAGAUCUUGCUCUAGUUUUCUUUCUGGCACCAACUACAAAGGAGAGUUGGCUUUACAAGGGCUAGGGACUAGAAGUGAAAUUUGACUCUCUCCCAAGAUGACACAAAGAGACACAAGAAGGUACCCCAGAAAGCAAUCAAACAUUCCCUGGAUGCCAUUAGUGAACAUAUGGGAUUCUGUGUUUGCAGCUACAUUCAAUGUAAUUCAGCAACUCCUUGCUGAGUGCCCAUGAUGUGCCAGGCCCAGUGCCAGAAACGCGGGAAUGGGGGAUGAAUGAGGUAUGGCCCUGCCCAGGCAGGUCUCCCGGUCUCAUGAGCUGUUGGCAUGCUUCCUCUAUGGUGUUGAAGGCUGAGAGCAGUUAGUACUGGUGCGGAUAGAAGUUUGGAGUUGGGGGAGGUGGGUAACUUGCUUUGGUAGUUCUCCACCCUAAGUUAGAAGGCAGGUGUGAUUCUAGGAGUCCUCACACACAUUGCCAAGGCCAAUGGAGAUGUUUCUAAUUCUGCCCCAGCCCAACCCAGAUCACUUAUGGAUAAAAGCCAGUCACUCUGCUCACAAGGUGGAUAUCACAUGGCUGAUGGCUGAAACUAGGCCAAAGGAAGUUCUUCGGCAUGAACAGCAGGCAGUCAGACCUGGAAAGUAAGCCAGGUACAGGGGCUGGUGUGUGCCAAGUUCCAAAGGCAUGAAAAGCCUGAUGUGAAGGAGCCCCCCUGAGGCCUGAAGUCAGAGCUGACGAGGGAAGAAGGGCCUGACUUUGUAGGACCUGCUAAGCGGCCACAGGACACUGAAGAGCAGAGGUUCUCAAGGUAUAUCCCUGGACCAGAGCAUCACCUGGGGAUGAGUAAGAAAUGCAAAUUCUUGGGAUCCAGCCAAGAGCUACAGCAUCAGAAACCAGGGGUGGGGCCCAGCAGUGGAUGUUUGAAGGCUCUCUGACCCUGAUGCACUCUAAGGUUUGAAAACCACUGAUGCAGAGGACGACAGUGACUUUCACUAGCGCUGGGAGGAGAUGAUAAACAGGAUAAGAGAGUCAGUUACUAGCGUAGAAGACAGGGAGUCAAAGCAGAGCUCCCCAUGAGCCCUCCAGGGCCUCCAGACUCUAGUCCAUACUCCUGAAGCAGUGAUUUCAAGGAAACUUGGGCCGAGUCCCAACUCCACUCCUCCACCUCCUGCUGGCCUGGCCCUUUUCAUCCUAGAGAGAGACCCCAUCCGGGGGAGGCUGUAGUGAGGCCGCCCAUCCCCAGGGAGGCUGCCUUCCAGAUUCCCACUGAUGAGAAGCCUGCUGAAGGGCCCUAUUUGAGGGGAAAUGGUUAAACUCUAGCGGUGUCCCUACAUCACCAGGGCAGCUGGUCCCCACACAGCAUCUAUGCCGUGAGCCAGCAGGGCCUACAGAGAGCAGAGUGGGGUCAUUUAAGGACACUGCCAGCUUUACUGCAGUGCUGCUCCGUCUGUAAGACGACGGGGUCAUGCAGUGUCACAAUCCAAACACAAAACUGGAUGGAGGAUGAACGGCUUUUCUUGGAAGGGCAGUAGUUCAUUCUGGAUGUUACUAAAAGUAGAAAACAAAACCCAAAUCAAACCUGCAGCAUUCUCUCCAGGCAGAAUCUGUGUUGGCCUUUGAACCUCUAAGACCUGCAAAGGUACCCAUCUCCACCAAUUCCCUUUCCCCUACCUCCCAGAAGCCUGAGGUCUGCCAAGUAUUGACUUAGGGUUUUGAUUCAUGGCUUAAACUCUGCAAAGGUCUACAACCUUUCGGGAGAAGCCAGUUGGCACUCUAUCAGUCACUUCCACCUACCUGUGGCACAGAAUCUGUCCUGACGUCAAGGCUCCUGGGAGUCAGAAAACUGGGCCGCUGGGCCUUGGGGUGGAAGGACAGAGGAGGAGUGGGCUGGAAGGGGACCCAGACACAUGGCCUGGGAGAGCUCAUGCCAGCUGUUCAGUUCCUAAGAACCCAGUUCCCUCUUGACCAGAGGCACAUUCCUGGUCCUAUCAGCCCUGUCCUUGCUAAGUCCUCCCCCAAAUGCCCUAAAGGAUACCUCCAUUUCUCCAGCCCAGUUUAUGGAAAGGUCUUCUGAUUAAAUGGCCAACCAAUCCCCUGAGGGCACAGUGACCAUAUCAAGAACAACCAUCUAACACAUUAGAUUAUGCUAAAAAGAACCAACAGAGCUUGCCAGUUGUUUGUGAGACACGGGAGAGAGCAGACCCAAGAGGGGAAAGGAAAGUCUCUUCAUGUUCAUGUCACUUAGGUCCAGAAGAACUUUCUUUACAGCCUGGCCUCUCUUCGUGAAUUCUCUGAUGCAACAUCUCUCUCCCAAGACCUUAAGACAAUUUUGUUUCCCUGAAGUCACUUAUUACAAAGCCCCCAUGGGACAAAAGGACAAGGAAUGGGACGGCAAGACGUGGGUGGAGAGGCCUCAGGUAGUUCUGGGACCAGGAUCGGCUCUGUUCUCAUUGGCAAGCUUAGAUCUGUGUCCAGUCAGAAGGGUCUGGAGCUCCAAUCCAGCCAGGACACCAGGCAGAGAGAGUGAGUAUGAGGGACGUUUAUCGGGAAGACUGGACACAGAGGACACUCACAAGGUAAAUCACUGUGCAGGUUAUACCAGCCAUUUGCAUUUAUCCGAAACAGGGAGAACUGUGUCCCAACAUCAGCUAGUCCCUCCUAUUCUGGGCCAUAGAGCGAGCUGCUACUUCUGGACCGUGGAGGUGACACAUCUCCAGAGUCCCACUCCACGAGAACUGUCCAUUGAAUGAAAUGGAACCACAGUGCUCAGGUACCCGCUGGGGACCCUGACCAGGCCCCAGAAAACAUGGCUGUGUGAGGCUAUAUGGCCCCUCAGCUCCUGCCACCUUUGCUGUCACAGGCUCCCUCGUCAAGACAAGAGUCACUCACCUAUCCCACCACCGUGGGUGCCUAGCACAGCACCUAGCCGACAGCACGGGCUUGAUAAAUGGUGAAUUAAACAGGAUACCAGAGAUCACCUGACCUCAGCAAAUGGACAGGAUGUGAAAAAUUAAGAUGCUUCAAUAGAAAACGAUUCCACCGUCUUUUCUCUUACCAUGUAGGUUGGAUACUUCAUAAAAUCAGAGCGAGAAGGAGUAGAAGUCCAUAGAGGGGCAGAAAAGGAACAGGAAUGGGGUUGUUGGAUAGCGGCCCCUUCCCAUCUAUAACCAGUAAAAGGUGCCCCUAAGCACAGAGCAGUUGCAGGGGCCUUGAUAAGCCCACCUGCUCCAUCCUCUAGGUUCUGGGCAGCGUCCUGACUGAGGACAGGGGGUCCUCAUCUGUUAAUGACCCUAGUCCUGUGCUGCUCUGAGGCCGCUUUUACCAGAUUCACUGUCGAGAUCCGUCAAGGUGAAGCUCAACCGUCAACAGAUGAAGGAAAAGAGGACAACAGACAUGAGAAGAGCCAAAAUGCAGACAGCGUGUAUUAAUCCCAGGUGAAAGAAACGUGUCGGCUUUAACGUCUGUUCGUUUUUAUCUUGAAAUGAAAAUGCAUCUCUGCUGCUCAGACCCUUUCCUAAGCAUUUCAGAACAGAAAUGGGACAACACACACACACACACACACACACACACACACACA
Messenger RNA from Ailuropoda melanoleuca (giant panda), 11725 nucleotides. RefSeq names its product calsyntenin 2 (gene CLSTN2). Gene Ontology annotation, cellular component: postsynaptic membrane; cell surface. Gene Ontology annotation, biological process: positive regulation of synaptic transmission; homophilic cell-cell adhesion; positive regulation of synapse assembly. The coding region runs from base 560 to 3289 and encodes 909 amino acids. The record is from RefSeq and is a predicted model, not a curated record. Lineage: Eukaryota; Metazoa; Chordata; Mammalia; Carnivora; Ursidae. The transcript has 17 exons. Gene Ontology annotation, molecular function: calcium ion binding.